AUGAAUUUCCAACGCAACCACUUUCUCAUAGUUCUUAUUGUAAUUUGUUUAUCCACGGUCUUUGGAUUACCUAUUACCAACUCCAAAAGACAAGUUGAUGUAUCAUUCGGAGGAGAUGGUACAAGUGUAGGAGCAAGUGUAGGAGCAAGUGUAGGAUCAAGUAUUACCGGAGGAGGAAAUGGUCAAGUUGGAGCCGCA
Molecule: messenger RNA, 198 nt
Organism: Ambispora gerdemannii
Lineage: Eukaryota; Fungi; Glomeromycota; Glomeromycetes; Archaeosporales; Ambisporaceae
Source: the annotation of a GenBank genome assembly